AUGCAGCCCACAUUUAGGAGGUCAAUUGAAACUAUUAGUAGAUACUUCAAGGAGGUAUUAUAUGCUGUUGGUGAGCUACGAAAUGAGAUGAUAAAACCACCACCAACCGAGACCAAUUUGAAAAUUUCAUCCAAUGGGAGAUUCAACCCUUAUUUCAAGGAUUGCAUUGGUGCAAUAGACGGGACUCAUGUGCUUGCUCGAGUACCAGCUGCAAUGUCUACUGCCUUUAGGGGUAGGAAGAAGGAAACAACCCAGAAUGUAAUGGCUGCAGUGGAUUUUGGCCUUAGAUUUACCUAUGUACUUGCUGGGUGGGAAGGAUCUGCACAUGAUGCCCUCAUACUUGCAGAUGCCUUGGAAAGGGAUGAUGGUCUUAGUGUCCUAGCAGGGAAAUACUAUCUCGUUGACGCUGGAUAUGCUGCUAGACCGGGGUUUCUUCCACCAUACCGUGGCACUAGAUACCAUUUGAAGGAGUUUGAUAGCAGAAACUAUCCUCGCAAUUCGAGAGAGUUGUUUAAUCUAAGACAUUCCUCUUUAAGGGUCACAAUCGAGCGAGCAUUUGGCGCCCUCAAAAACCGCUUCAAGAUACUAUAUAGCAAGCCUUUCCAUCCAUACAAGACCCAAGUCAAGUUAGUUCUUGCGUGCUGCAUACUUCAUAAUUGGAUACUUCAGUUUGGGAACGAUCAGCAUGUGCCAUUAGAGGCUGAAUGGCGUGCCAAUGAUAGGGAUGAAGAUGUCCUGGGUGACAUAGAGGAAGACAAUAGGGGAAUGGCACAAAUUAGAGAUGACAUAGCCACUGAUAUGUGGAAUAAUAGAGGGAUGGCUGAGGCUGGUAGUGGGAAUGGUGGCCAAGCAGAGGGUGUAAGGACUGACAAGGGGUUCAAGGAAGUUCACCUGAACCAAGUGGCUAGAUCUUUAUCUGAUCACUAUGGCCUUAACAUUAGUGGAACCCAGGUUUAUAACCAUCUUCGCAAAUGGCGUCAACGGUGGGUGCGUAUCACUAGGCUUAAAGACAUUAGUGGGGCUCUGUGGGAUGAUCAAAACUCAACAAUUGUCCUAGAAGAUGAGCACUACAUGGGACAUGUCAAGGAUCACCCUAAGGAUGCCGAGUUUCUCAAUGUGCCCCUUGAGAACUAUACACAAAUGACAGCCAUUUUUUCCAAUGGGCAAGCUACAGGAAAGUAUGCCAUGGGGUCAAAUGAAGCUCUCGGAAAACUUGCUGACAUGGCUGAAAGUGAUCUUGGUCCUCUUGAUGGGACUAUUGGGGAUGGUAUUGCUGGAGGAAGAGGAUCUAGCUCAGAUAGGAAGAGAAAGAGAACCCAUGCUGUUAACGAAGGUGAGGCUGCUCUUAUCACCAACAUGACAGAAUCUGUGCGUGAGGUGGCUGCAGCAAUACGUGCUACUGCUCAUACGGAGGUGCACCCUGAGCUGUCUGAUUCAAUGCUAAAUCUUCCUGGUUUUACAGAGGAUCAGCUAGAGCUUGUUCUAACUUAUCUGACUAACAACAAGGCAACAAGUCUUGUAUACAUUCAGAAGAACGAGGAGCGUCGUGCUCGCUGGGUUAAGAAGUACCUAGAGGAACAUCUCCCUGAUGAUGUGAUCUAA
Oryza brachyantha (malo sina) is the source of this 1602-nucleotide messenger RNA. RefSeq lists its product as uncharacterized. The transcript has 7 exons. The record is from RefSeq and is a predicted model, not a curated record. NCBI's taxonomy places the organism in Eukaryota, Viridiplantae, Streptophyta, Magnoliopsida, Poales, Poaceae. Bases 1 to 1602 code for a protein of 533 amino acids.